CCCUAGCCGGCUGCUCCCGAAGCGGGUGGCUCCGGGUGUUGCUGUGGUUGCCUGAGUUGCUGCGGCGUCUGUGGCGCUGGUGGAGGUGUCGGCCCCUGGGCGGAUGUUGACAUUGUGUUGUUGUUAUUGCCGAUGGUAAUGGCGGCGGCGGCGGCGGCGGCAAGCCGGGUCCCCGCUCCUCAGUAGCCCGAGCCGAAGGAGCCGGGGCAGCCGAGCCAGCCGGGGGCGAACUCCGCGGCCUCGGAGCCGCCGCUGCUCGCCGAGCCGGUGCCCGGCGCCAGCCCUUGGAGUCAGGCCCGGGCCGGGGGCUGCGGGCGCAGGAUGGCGGAUUUCGACGAAAUCUACGAGGAGGAGGAGGACGAGGAACGGGCCCUGGAGGAACAGCUGCUCAAGUACUCGCCGGACCCGGUGGUGGUCCGCGGCUCGGGUCACGUCACCGUGUUUGGACUGAGCAACAAAUUUGAAUCAGAAUUUCCUUCUUCAUUAACUGGAAAAGUAGCUCCAGAAGAAUUUAAAGCCAGCAUCAACAGAGUUAAUAGUUGUCUUAAGAAGAACCUUCCUGUUAAUGUUCGUUGGCUACUUUGUGGCUGCCUUUGUUGCUGCUGCACUUUAGGUUGCAGUAUGUGGCCAGUUAUUUGCCUCAGUAAAAGAACACGAAGAUCGAUUGAGAAGUUAUUAGAAUGGGAAAACAAUAGGUUAUACCACAAGCUGUGCUUGCACUGGAGACUGAGCAAAAGGAAAUGUGAAACGAAUAACAUGAUGGAAUAUGUCAUCCUCAUAGAAUUUUUACCAAAGACACCGAUUUUUCGACCAGAUUAGCAUUUCCUUUAUUUAUAGAGACUUUCCAAGUAUGUUGUCUUUCCAAUGGUGCCUUGCUUGGUGCUCUCCUGGUGGUGACAUAACAUUGGUUCUACAGAAUCAUGUGGUGUUUUCGUUUUUUAAAUAAGUGCAUGUUCUAUGUGUGCAUAUUUGUCAAACUUUGCAAGUUAUUUCAUACAGAUGUUUAAUACUUAAGUUAUUGUGCUCUUUUCUGUUAUGUAUUCUGAUAUUCAAGAAUUACUUUUUUUGUAUUCUCAAAAAAAUACAUUUGAACUUAGCAUAAAAAGUGGCCAGCCUUUUUUAUUUUAUCACCAAGGUACAUACAGCCCUUUAUUUAUAAAUUCCUUAAUAUAGAAGAACACCUUCAUACAGCUCUACUUACCUAUCUUAACAAACAUAUUCUUCGUAUUAUUUUUCUUCUCUUUAAUAAUUAUUUUAAAAUAAUUUUUCUUUAAUAGCCUUUGGAACCCAACAUGCCCCUUCUCAUACAAUUCCUAAUGCUUCGUUUACAGCAGAUACAUCUAUUAACAUAAAGAUCUAUCAAAAAUUUAAAAAAUAUUUCUGCCUUUGAAGGUAGUAAGGCAGGAUUAUUUUUUUAGACUAGAUACAUCAGUGAAUGGUAUGCAUGCAUCUAAUGGUUACUAGAUCUCAGGAUCACAAAAUAUAGUAGCAUUACAAUCUGUAUAUUUUUUAUCAAGGUGAUAUUAAUAAUGGCCUUACUUGGGUUAUUUUUAUUGUUCAUCACAUCUCACAUACAGAAGUAUAGAAGUAACUUCUUUUAAAAAUUUCUGAGAAAAAUAUCUCUCCCAAUCUAACACAGUUGUAGAUGAAAGUUUCUAAAAGAUUUUGAAAAGAAAGAAAAAUUCUAGCAUUAAAAGUAAGCUGGGGGCCCGGGAGAUG
Octodon degus (degu) is the source of this 1719-nucleotide messenger RNA. RefSeq names its product cysteine rich hydrophobic domain 2 (gene Chic2). The transcript has 6 exons. The record is from RefSeq and is a predicted model, not a curated record. Bases 322 to 819 code for a protein of 165 amino acids. Lineage: Eukaryota; Metazoa; Chordata; Mammalia; Rodentia; Octodontidae.